Molecule: messenger RNA, 1932 nt
Organism: Lobosporangium transversale
Lineage: Eukaryota; Fungi; Mortierellomycota; Mortierellomycetes; Mortierellales; Mortierellaceae
Exons: 3
Coding region: 1-1932 (643 amino acids)
Biological process (GO): SCF-dependent proteasomal ubiquitin-dependent protein catabolic process
Cellular component (GO): SCF ubiquitin ligase complex
Molecular function (GO): protein binding
Source: RefSeq, a predicted model, not a curated record
AUGCUCGUCAUCCCAGAACUCCUUUCCCAUCUUGGUCAGUUCCUCGAUGUAUCAGACCUGGCAGUAGCCUGCCUUGUCAACAAGACCUGGAACGCGAUCUUCACACCACAUCUUUAUCGUGUCAUCGAAUUACAAGGCUAUGAAAAAUGCCUUGACCUAGAGAGGGAGAUGGGAUUACAACUUGUCACUCGUAUUCAUUCAAAUCUAGUACGCUAUUUAGUUCUGCGGUGUGAGCCCACGGUCGGGAAUAUGCCGUUCCUUCUGUCUGAAGAAGGUCAAGAACAAAUCCUUGAAGCUGAAAAAAUCGAGAUAGGAGAGAGCAAACACGGAGGCAAAGACAAAGGCACAGGUAGAGGCAAAGAUAGACGCAAAGGUAGAGGCAAAGGCAGAGGUAAAGGCACCAUCAAGGCCAAAGAUAAACUUCUACCCAGACCUCAACUUCACUUUCGAUUCCAAAAGCUAGAAGAGCUCGUUCUCUUCUUCACACAUAGUGUCAACACACCCGCAGAGACCUGGCCCCGAGUCAUGAAUCUCCUUUGCCAGAACCCAAACCUUACAAAACUGUACAUCUCUAUGAACCUUAGUACAUGCUAUGUCCCUACCGAAUUUCUUCAGACUCUAUCACAAGCAUGUCCUCGACUGCAAAUACUUCAUUUAGAUGGGGACUUGGAUGAUGAAGCCUUGUCGAUUAUUGCGGACCAAUGUACUCGACUCACGGAUUUGAAUAUGAUAUUUAAUCUGAAGGAAUCACCCGUGCCUUUCCAUCUUCCAAGUGCUUCCGCACCUUAUACUCUUAAAUAUCUCGAUCUUUCCACAGAGGAACUUUCAUAUGACACGAAGUUCGAAUGGAUGAAGAGGUGCCCUGAUUUACAAUCCAAGAUUCUGGAGAGUUUUAACGGCGAUAACAACAACAACAAUGACAACAACAACAAUAACAACUAUAACAACGACAACUAUAACAACAUCACCAAUAACAAACCCUAUCAGGAAAGGAAACCAUUCAAUAUUAUUAAAAACGCUGACAUUGACGCCACCGUCACUUCUACUUCGUCAUGUGUUACUCCUUUUACCACUUCCUCCAAUAAUGCUAUUCGAAGAGGUCUCACUAAACUCGACGUUCUCUAUGCCGCGAUUGGGCCAUUGACCAUGGAAAUGCUUUUCCGUUUUCAUGCUUUGACAUUAACUCAUUUAAAUAUAUCCAUGUGCAUUACAGCCGACAGUUACAUGGCUCUUUUGGCACUUACCACAUUUCCUCAUUUGCUCACGUUGGAGGCACGGUUCAUAAAAGCGCAUCAUAUCUUUGGCUUCCAAGACGAUGACCCUAUCGUCAUGAAUACUGGUAACAGCAGCAUCAACAGCAGGAAGGUACUUAGACCUAUACAACCCAUCUGUACCAACCUGCGUGCCUUCAAUGUUUUUAUUUGUGGAUUAGCUGGGAGACCUCUUUCAUGGCAUCAUGCUAUUUAUUGUGUUCUCAGUAAGCUGCGACAUUUGGAAUAUCUAAAUGUCUCUCCUGGACAAUCUAUCAUGAUGCUAGGGGUGCUUCAUCAGGAAGCAAGCAAACGUGAACCUUCAUUGGAUCAUAUUUGCUUUGAAUCAUUAUUAGAACAACGAAAGGAGUUUUCUGUGGAUGGAUUGGCUGUACGAUUAGAAGCUGGUUUGGGUGAACUGAGGGUGCUGAGGAAGAUGAACGAGUUUAACUUUAUGGAGUUGGAUCAGGUCAUGGGCCUUCAAGAUGUGUGCUGGAUGGUAGAUGCUUGGCCAUGGAUAGCAUCGAUCUAUGGAUGGUUCCAUACUGAUAGGUCCAGCCAUGCCGCACUAAGAAAGGUCUUGAUACAAUAUGGCAUUGAAACCAAAUCUAUCGGCACAGGAUAUGGGAGCGCUAACUUUGACUAUGAUGAUGAACUCACUGAUAGCUAUAAUGGUGGAUGA